AUGUCUGAUAACAACAUGCAAGAACAAAAAGAGAACUUUGAGAAAACUAUGACGGAUAAUGUGUCAAAUAUUGCGUCAGAUAUGGUGGUGUUAGCAGCUGAAGUGUCAAAUGUGACGGAGAUAAUUGCGGCAGAGGUGCCAAUUGUAACGGGGACGGUGAUAACUGAGGCAACAAAUUUUGUUGAGACGGCGGUGGCUGAGGCGUCAAAUGCAGUGGAAGCGGUGACCACAGCCGCGGGGAUAAUGGCCACGGCGGUUGUGACUGCUGCAGCUGCAGUAAAAAGUUCGAUAAAGAAGGCCGAAAUUGCAAUGAAGGAAAAGAAGAAAUAG
Cinara cedri is the source of this 330-nucleotide messenger RNA. The record is from the annotation of a GenBank genome assembly. NCBI's taxonomy places the organism in Eukaryota, Metazoa, Arthropoda, Insecta, Hemiptera, Aphididae.